This is a messenger RNA of Pomacea canaliculata, 1026 nucleotides long. Its product is annotated as deleted in malignant brain tumors 1 protein-like. Bases 1 to 1026 code for a protein of 341 amino acids. The transcript has 7 exons. Gene Ontology annotation, cellular component: membrane. Lineage: Eukaryota; Metazoa; Mollusca; Gastropoda; Architaenioglossa; Ampullariidae. The record is from RefSeq and is a predicted model, not a curated record.
AUGGCAGCACGCCUGGCUAAUGGGACGUCGGAGGCAGGGCGCUUGGAGAUAUUGUUCAACGGAGAAUGGAGCACAGUGUGUGGUGCGGGAUUUGGAAAAAAAGAAGCUCAAGUGGCUUGUAGGAUGCUGGGAUUUAACAGCACUGGAGCAGCAGAUAUCAUCUCAGAAAGAUAUGGUCCAGGUGCAGAUCACGUUAGUGUAUAUGUGGCCUGUCAAGGAACAGAAUCCAGUUUGGUGGAGUGCAUACUCAUACUUCUUCAUUCCCUCAUCUGCCCCACAUAUAACGUUGGUGUCAUCUGUAACAUCACUCAGCAGAUGUCAGCUCGUGUAGUUAACGGAACGUCAGAUGCAGGACGUUUAGAGAUAUUUUUUAACAGAGAAUGGAGCACGGUGUGUAACAGAGGAUUUGGACAGAGAGAGGCAAAGGCAGCCUGCAGGAUGCUGGGAUUCAACAGCAAUGAAGCUGUUGCUGUAAGUUCAGCGAGAUACGGACAAGGGUCAGACAACAUUCUCCUUCAAGACGUGGUGUGUAAAGGGAAUGAAACCAGUCUGGAAGAGUGUCAACACAAUGUGUUAUACGGCGGCAGCUGUUCUCAUUCUGAGGAUAUUGGUAUCAUCUGUAAUAUCAGUGAGCCGAUGACUGCACGUCUGGUUAACGGGACGUCAGAAGCUGGGCGUCUUGAGAUCUUUUUCAACCGAGAAUGGAGCACAGUGUGUGGUGUGAGAUUUGGAAAGAAUGAGGCUCGGGUGUCCUGCAGAAUGCUAGGAUUUAACAGCACCGGCUCAGUAGCUGUGAGUUCAGACAGAUAUGGUCAAGGAACUGGGUACAUUCUUGACGCUGGCCGUUGUAAUGGAACGGAAGACAGUCUAGUACAGUGCGACCAUCAGGGUUUCUAUACCAGCGACUGUGACUCCUUGAAGGAUGUCGGCGUCAUCUGUAACAUCAAUCGUGACAAGAUACGUUUAACUGGAAUGCCUCGUGCUAAACUCAAAUGGGUCGUGUGGGAGAUGAAGGUUGGGCAGUGA